GAGGUCAUUCCACUUAAAUUUUCCUAGACAUGGUGGAAUAUACCCUGAUAAAUAAUUUGUCCCCAAGGUCCAAUAUAUGAAGAUGCAAGAGAUGGCAUAGUUACUUCAUUGCUAGUGGGCUUUACAGGGAUAUGCUCCGGCAUUUCUUUUUUGAUUUGUAAUUGACCACAAGAAAAUGGCGAUGUUCCAAUCACCGGGAAAUGAAUGUCUUGUCGUUCAUUUCGUUCCACGACUUGAUUAGAAAGCCCACAAAAGGCCCAAAUCCAACAACCAGAAAUCUGGAGGGAAGGGAAAACUUUACCUCCAACUAGUAAAAUAGAAAAAUCGGUCGGCGCUGUAGCGAUUUCUUUGUAUGAGCAUAAAACCCGAGGCUGAGGCGAGGGGGCAAUGGUGAGAGAAAGGAAAGGCAGUGUCUUUCACUAAAACUGUACACAAAAGAAAUCCUAGAAAGCGAAAAGGCAUGGAGGGGAACAACCCAAUAUGUACAAUUAUAGCCAUAGACCACUCCAAUCUCUCUUACAGAGCUUGCUCUCUUUGUGAAAGAACUCUUCCCGAUACUCCUAAUUCUCUUUGCAGAUUCUGCAACUCUUCUUCUUCCAAGCGCUUCUUUCGCCUUCUUGUGUCAAUAGCCACUGACACAAAGGUGCUUAAUGUGAUUUGCUUUGAUAGGGCUGCUAAGGUGUUGUUUGGAUGUUCUGCUGAUGAAUUUUUUGACUUUGCCAAGUUUCAUCCUUUUGCUGCUGCCAAUGCUGGAAAAUUUCUAGAAGGGGAGAUGUUUAAAAUGACACUGUCCAAACCAAAGAAUGGUAAUGCUCAGCAUUUGCGAGCUGUAUCAGUUGUGCCUUUGAGGACUGGUUUCCAGCCAGCAAUUGAGUCUUUAAGGGCAUUGUAUGGGGUAAGAUUAUGUUCUUGAUUCUUCGUUUGAAUUCCUUGACAGGUUAUCUAUUUUGAUAGGAACUAUUAUAUAUUUUUUUUAUUUUUAUCCUUACAAGUAAUCUGGCCAAGUGAUUUGUGUGAUUUCUAUUGUCACUGUUGAUAGAAGUUUGCAUUGCACUGCUCGGAGAUUAAAAAGCCAAAAUGAGGUUUCUUUUUGUUGUUGAUAUAGUUUCGUUGAUUGAUUUUCUUUA
Jatropha curcas is the source of this 1127-nucleotide messenger RNA. RefSeq names its product replication factor-A carboxy-terminal domain protein. NCBI's taxonomy places the organism in Eukaryota, Viridiplantae, Streptophyta, Magnoliopsida, Malpighiales, Euphorbiaceae. The record is from RefSeq and is a predicted model, not a curated record.